AUGCCGCCGCCACUCACCCUCCUCCUGGCCGUCCUCCUCGCCGGCCUCCAACCCGCCUCCGCCGCGUCAUCCUCGCAAACGGACGCCCUCCUAGCCUUCAAGCGAUCCCUCACCAUCCCGCCCGCGGCCGCAGCCUUCUUCUCCACCUCGCUGACGAACCUCACCACGCUCUCUUUGCCGUCGAACGCGCUCGCCAGGGGCAUCGACAGGGUCGUCGCGUGCACGGGGCUUGAGGAGCUCACCCUCGCGUCCAAUGCCUUCUCCGGCGCCGUGCCGGACCUCUCGCCGCUGAUCCGUCUCCGCAGGCUCGACGUCUCGAAUAACAGCUUCUCGGGUGCGUUCCCCUGGGCCGCGCUGCCCGCCAUGCCAGGCCUCACCGUGCUCGCCGCGGGAGACAACCCGUUCUUCGAGCCGACCAGUUCUUUCCCCGCCGAGGUCACCGAGCUCACCAACAUCACCGUGCUCUACCUCUCUGCCGCCAACAUCGUCGGCGCCAUCCCGCGGGCUAUGGGGAGCCUAGUCAAGCUCGUGGACCUCGAGCUGGCCGACAACAACCUCACGGGCGAGAUACCCCCGGAGAUUGCCAGUCUCGUUAACCUCCGGGCCCUCGAACUGUACAACAGCUCCCUUACCGGAGCUCUCCCGCGGGGGUUCGGGAAGCUAACGAAGCUACAGUACUUCGACGCGUCACAGAACAUGCUGACCGGCGGCCUCUCCGAGCUCCGGUUCCUCACGCGGCUCGUGUCGCUUCACCUCUUCGACAACAGCUUCUCCGGCGAGGUGCCCCUCGAAAUCGGAGACUUCAAGGAGCUCGUCUACCUGUCACUCUACAACAACAGCCUCACAGGCGAGCUGCCGCAGAGCCUCGGGACUUGGUCGGAGCUGACCUACAACAACAGCUCUCUUAGAGGAGCACGAACUCACUGA
Messenger RNA from Triticum dicoccoides, 927 nucleotides. RefSeq names its product receptor-like protein kinase 7. Bases 1 to 927 code for a protein of 308 amino acids. Gene Ontology annotation, molecular function: protein binding. The record is from RefSeq and is a predicted model, not a curated record. NCBI's taxonomy places the organism in Eukaryota, Viridiplantae, Streptophyta, Magnoliopsida, Poales, Poaceae. The transcript is spliced from 2 exons.